AUGGGCCUCUUUAAUUCUGCUCCACGAGUAUUUCUCGCUGCCACGGCUCUUCGACUGGCACUUCUGGUCUAUGGAGGCUGGCAGGAUGCACACUCCGCCUUGAAAUACACCGAUAUCGAUUACAUGGUAUUUACUGAUGCAGCGCGAUACGUUGCCGACGGAAAGUCACCCUAUGCGCGUGAUACAUAUCGCUAUACGCCACUUCUGGCGUGGAUGUUGGUCCCCACAGCAUGGGAAGGUCCCACGCCGUGGUCAACGCUCACUUUCGCUUUUGGAAAGGCACUUUUUGCACUAUCCGACAUCUUGGCCGGAUGGCUUAUUGUGCAACUUUUGACACGUUUCUACCGCUUUCCAAUGGAGCGGGCGCUACGCUAUGUUGCCACUGUCUGGCUUUGGAAUCCCAUGGUGGCUAACAUUAGUACACGCGGCAGCUCGGAAGGACUGCUUGGUGUGCUUGUUACAGCCUUGCUGUGGGCGACAUUGACGAAAAAACCAAUUCUUGCCGGUUUCAUACUGGGUCUUGCUGUGCACUUCAAGAUCUAUCCGUUCAUCUAUGGCGUAUCUAUCCUUUGGUGGUGGGAUGCGGAGCGCGAUGGGUCUUCUUCGACUGGAUCUGGGUUACUGUCUAAGGCUUUGAGACUUUUGACUCCAUCCCGGGUGAAAUUCGUUGCAGCUGCACUCGUUAGCUUCGCGGCCUUGAACACUGUCAUGUAUCUCCAGUACGGCCAGUCAUUUCUUCAGCAUACCUUCCUUCACCAUCUCACUCGGAUCGACCACCGCCACAACUUCUCCCCGUACAGCAGCCUGUUAUAUCUGACCGCUGCUGGCGGGGCUGAGACUCAUUUCGAGGCGCUGGCCUUCAUCCCUCAAAUCGUCCUGGUGGUUAUCGCUCUUCCGCUUAUUCUGGCGAAAAAGAGCUUGACAACCACGAUGCUGGCACAGACCUUUGCUUUUGUAACAUUCAAUAAAGUGUGCACAAGUCAGUACUUUCUGUGGUACCUCGUACUCCUUCCAUUCUAUCUCCCAUCUUCUUCUCUUAUUAGAAAGCCAACGCUAGGAGUUUCCGCAGCGAUCCUCUGGGUUCUUGGUCAGGCGCUGUGGUUGCACCAAGGUUACAACCUCGAGUUCUUAGGCCUGCCGUCAUUCGUUCCUGGCUUGUAUCUUGCUGGUUUGCUCUUCUUCUGCGUUAACGUGUGGAUCCUGGGCAUCAUUGUGCAGGAUGGAGGCGAAGCAGCCGAUGAAACAGAGGAGAUGACCGAGAAGUACAAGGCCCGUUAG
Penicillium salamii is the source of this 1278-nucleotide messenger RNA. The record is from the annotation of a GenBank genome assembly. NCBI's taxonomy places the organism in Eukaryota, Fungi, Ascomycota, Eurotiomycetes, Eurotiales, Aspergillaceae.